GAGGGUGAAGCUCCAAGCAGUGAAACCGGCACAUCUUUGGAUAGCCCAUCUGCUUACCAUCAAGGACCUAUAACACACAGUUCAGCUAUAAGUCCAGAUCAUUACGAUCAUUCUGCUUACGGGCUGUAUUCCGUCUCCCCUGGGCAACAAAGAUCUCGGAGGCCGAAACUUCAGCACUCAACAUCCAUUCUGCGAAAACAAGCAGAGGAAGAAGCUAUUAAAAGGUCAAGAUCACUUUCUGAGAGCUAUGAACUCUCUUCAGACCUACAAGAUAAGCAGGUGGAAAUGCUAGAACGGAAAUAUGGAGGCCGUCUCAUAACUAGACAUGCUGCUCGUACUAUACAAACAGCUUUUCGCCAGUAUCAGAUGAACAAAAAUUUUGAGCGUCUUAGAAGUUCUAUGUCUGAAAAUCGUAUGUCAAGACGCAUUGUACUGUCCAAUAUGAGAAUGCAGUUUUCCUUUGAAGGACCUGAGAAAGUCCAUAGCUCUUACUUUGAAGGAAAACAAGUUUCUGUUACAAAUGAUGGGUCAAAGCUGGGAUCACUGGUGCAGUCUGAAUGUGGUGACCUUGGAGAGUCAGCUACAAUGAAGUCUCCAGCAGCAUCUACAGAUUUUGCUGAUGCUAUAACAGAACUGGAGGAUGCUUUUUCCAGGCAAGUGAAAUCCCUCGCAGAGUCCAUUGAUGAUGCACUGAAUUGCCGUAGUCUCCAUUCUGAUGAAGUCCAAACUCCGGAUCAAGUCAGAAGUCGUGAAAUGGAAAGGGAUAGUUGUGCUCCAACUAAACCAGCAAUUCACAAUGUGGAUCCCAGGAAGCUUGAUGAGAUGACAGCGUCAUACAGCGAUGUCACGUUAUAUAUUGAUGAGGAGGAGUUAUCUCCACCCCUUCCCCUUUCCCAGUCAGUAGACAGACCAUCCAGCACAGAAUCUGAUUUGAGGCUUCGGUCUGUGAACUCCUCUCAAGAGUACUGGUCCAUGACCCACAAAGAUGAUAAGAUAGACACUGAUACGAGCUGCAGGAGUACCCCAUCACUGGAAUGCCAGGAACAGAGGAUGAGAAUGGAUCACCUACCGUUGCUAACUAUAGAGCCUCCCAGUGACAGUUCAGUGGACUUGAGUGAUCGCUCGGAGAGGGGUUCGUUAAAGAGACAAAAUGCGUAUGACCGAGGGAUCACUAGUCAACAAGGAAGCCCAAAACACAUCCCUCACAGUAUUCCUGCCAAGAUUAUAUCCCGAGAGGAGCAGGAGGCUAGACAUAGGGCCAGGCCUAUAGAUAGUCAUUUAGCUAUCAAUGGCACAGCAAACAGGCAAAGCAAAUCAGAGUCUGAUUAUUCGGACGGAGACAAUGACAGCAUCAACAGCACUUCCAACUCUAAUGAUACGAUAAAUUGCAGCUCAGAAUCUUCUUCUAGAGACAGCCUGAGGGAGCAAACCCUGAGCAAACAAACAUACCACAAGGAAACUCGCAACAGUUGGGAUUCCCCUGCCUUCAGUAAUGAUGUUAUCAGGAAACGCCAUUAUAGGAUUGGACUGAAUCUUUUCAACAAGUAA
Molecule: messenger RNA, 1548 nt
Organism: Eurypyga helias (sunbittern)
Lineage: Eukaryota; Metazoa; Chordata; Aves; Eurypygiformes; Eurypygidae
Gene: IQSEC1
Product: IQ motif and Sec7 domain 1
Exons: 2
Coding region: 286-1548 (420 amino acids)
Molecular function (GO): protein binding
Source: RefSeq, a predicted model, not a curated record